Molecule: messenger RNA, 1572 nt
Organism: Ilex paraguariensis (yerba mate)
Lineage: Eukaryota; Viridiplantae; Streptophyta; Magnoliopsida; Aquifoliales; Aquifoliaceae
Source: the annotation of a GenBank genome assembly
AUGUUGUCAAGAGCCUUCACGAAGCCAAGAAGGAGCCCUAAAUAUGGAGAAAACAGCUGCAGAUCAUUGUCGAUCCACGAGUAUGAAGACUGCAUCAUUGGGUUCAUGGACGAUCUACCAGUGAUCUCUUGCUCUGGUGAUAAUCGUUAUGAAGAUGGUCGGCACAACGGAUCCCAAAUGACCCUGAGAGAGGUGUUGAGGGCCUCAGUUGGGGUGAUCGGAGAGAGCCGUUUGGGAGUGGCGGAGAAAGUGGUGUUGUUGGGGGGUGAAGUUUGUGCAGUGAAGAGGUUUAGAAAGGUGAUUGUUAGGAAACGUGAGUUUGGGAGGAGGAUAGAACACCUGGCUGACGUUAGCAGGAAGUGUGAGUAUCUUGUGCCUGUCACUGCUUAUCUCUAUGAAAAGAGAAUCAAGUUUGUUGUUUGUGAUUACUAUCCUAUGGGAAGCCUUGCCGACUUGCUUGGUGGUGCAAGGGAACUUGGUCACACUGCUCUAGAUUGGAAGCAACGCCUUAAGAUUGUUCGUGACAUUGCACAAGCCAUUGCUUUUAUCCACUCACAAUGUCCGCAGAACAAGCAACCACCGAUGAAUGUUCAUGGUAACAUCAAAGCAUCCAACGUCAUGAUCAACAUCGACUUCACCGCCCAUGUCUCAAAUUAUGGCUUUGCCCAACUGGCUGAGCCGGUGGAAGUUUCUGAUACUUGGCAGCGGAAGCCACCACCGUCAUCACCAGAAUUGUACUGUGAAUCGUUGAGCCAGAAAAGCGAUGUAUACAAUUUUGGUAUCGUAUUGUUGGACAUGCUAGGAGGACUCAAGGCUCCGGGGCUGAAACACUGGAUAGUGGAAAAUAAAGAAGAAAUUAAUAAGGGGCAUUUUGAGUUUUUCGAAUUUUCUGUGGACGAGAAAGAGAGAAAUCAAGCACUGCAGGUUCUGGACAUUGCAUUGGCAUGUACAAAUAGCCCGGAAGCAAGACCAUCAAUGGAACAGAUACUCUUAGGUGCAAGGGAACUUGGUCACACUGCUCUAGAUUGGAAGCAACGCCUUAAGAUUGUUCAUGACAUUGCACAAGCCAUUGCUUUUAUCCACUCGCAAUGUCCGCAGAACAAGCAACCACCGAUGAAUGUUCAUGGUAACAUCAAAGCAUCCAACGUCAUGAUCAACAUCGACUUCACCGCCCAUGUCUCAAAUUAUGGCUUUGCCCAACUGGCUGAGCCGGUGGAAGUUUCUGAUACUUGGCAGCGGAAGCCACCACCGUCAUCACCAGAAUUGUACUGUGAAUCGUUGAGCCAGAAAAGCGAUGUAUACAAUUUUGGUAUCGUAUUGUUGGACAUGCUAGGAGGACUCAAGGCUCCGGGGCUGAAACACUGGAUAGUGGAAAAUAAAGAAGAAAUUAAUAAGGGGCAUUUUGAGUUUUUCGAAUUUUCUGUGGACGAGAAAGAGAGAAAUCAAGCACUGCAGGUUCUGGACAUUGCAUUGGCAUGUACAAAUAGCCCGGAAGCAAGACCAUCAAUGGAACAGAUACUCUUAGGUUUAGGAGAUUUUAUUUCCAAGGAGCUGAGAAUCUUACAUACAUAG